AUGUCACGUUGGGAAACAGUUAAUAGUAUACUUAAGGUAGUUAUUCCUACUUUUUUAACUCUAAUUCUGGUCGAGAUCCCGUUAGCAUAUUAUGAUUUUAUUAAAAUCAGUCAAGGUAUAGUAUGGUAUGAACUUACAUUUGGACUUUACUUAUUAUUUGGAUCCACAUUGUUCUAUACUGGCUUUAGUUUGAGAAAACUUACCGAACUUUUGAUGCUUGAGUCAAUUGAGAGGCGGCCGUUUAAAAAAUUGUAUACAUUAAGGCAAAAUUCAAUCUGGAAUGAUAUUUCCUCUAAUAUCUUUCAGGAGGGAAGAAAAUGCGUCCCGUUUGGAAUUGGGCUUCUGGGAAAUGCUAUUUUCUUAGAACGAACAUUUAAGAGAAAUAUGACCGACAUCAAAAGACGGUUAAAUACAAUAUAUAAAGAUAUGGAUGAGGAUGAGGUCAGUGGAAAUGAUGCAAUUCUUAUUGCAGCAAAAAAAACGUAUGACGAAGAUUUAAAGCAGUAUUACAAUGAAAAUAUCUUUAAGAAAAACGACAACUGGAGUAAAUAUGGUACAACCGUACCAUUGAAUCCAAUUACCGAAACAACCAAGUUUGAAGAUAAUGAAAGAUGUCGCAGUCGUGUGGAAUUUGCGAUAAAGCUUGUGAUUAUUGUUUGUCUAGCUUCUUACGGCUUAAUUUAUGUCGUAAUUGAAUGCCUAGGUUUCAUAAAUAAAUUCUUAGGUUUUGUUGAUAAAUGGAUAGGUUAA
Molecule: messenger RNA, 750 nt
Organism: Debaryomyces hansenii CBS767
Lineage: Eukaryota; Fungi; Ascomycota; Pichiomycetes; Serinales; Debaryomycetaceae
Product: DEHA2G00396p
Exons: 1
Coding region: 1-750 (249 amino acids)
Source: RefSeq, a predicted model, not a curated record